This is a messenger RNA of Drosophila busckii, 860 nucleotides long. RefSeq names its product thyrostimulin beta-5 subunit (gene Gpb5). Gene Ontology annotation, cellular component: cytoplasm; extracellular region. Gene Ontology annotation, molecular function: hormone activity. The coding region runs from base 266 to 766 and encodes 166 amino acids. Gene Ontology annotation, biological process: G protein-coupled receptor signaling pathway. The record is from RefSeq and is a predicted model, not a curated record. Lineage: Eukaryota; Metazoa; Arthropoda; Insecta; Diptera; Drosophilidae. The transcript has 4 exons.
CUAUUGCUUAUGGUAUGUCCAAAUUUUGGUAACGCAACUCAGUUCGAUAAGUCAAGCAGUACCGAUGCUAUUAACAUAGGCAAGCAAAGGCACACAGCUGCGCAGUCGCCAACAGCAGAAGCAGCAAUCAGCAGUAGCAGAAGCGAGUGCAGUAUAAAUAUGAAUUUAGAAGCAUAAAGGCACACAGACUGCAGUCAACAGCGACCGUGUAGCGAGCAGCACAAAAUCAGCGCUAAGCUUAAAACGAAUUUUUGCAUUGCUCCAAAUGGCCGCAGCAAUAAUACUACAUUUGCUGUUCCUAGCAACGCCUUUAGUGAGCGCACAGCUGGUGGAAUUAGAGCCAGUUUUGAGCGGUCCAACUGCGUCACCUCUAGGCUGUCAUAGACGCGUUUAUACCUAUCGCGUUACCCAGACGGAUGAAAUGGGCCGCACUUGCUGGGACUUUGUGGAUAUAUGGAGCUGCUGGGGACGCUGCGACUCUAGUGAGAUAUCUGAUUGGAAAUUUCCCUACAAGCUAUCAUUUCAUCCGGUUUGCGUGCAUGCCAAACGUGAAGAGGUGGUAGCUACUCUGAAAAAUUGUCAUCCAGAGGCGGACGAAAGCAUCAGAAAGUACAGUUAUAUGGAGGCUAAGCAUUGCCAUUGUCACACCUGCUCCACAGAGGACACCAGCUGUGAGGCUCCAGUUAGCAAUGAUGCACUCAACGAACAAGAGAGCGUCAAAGUGUUGGCAUUGACCGGUGACAAUUCAGCAGCUUUCGAUUAUUAGACCAAUGUGUAGUACAGUGUAGAGCAGUGUAAAUGUGCGUUCGCUAUAAUAAAACUUAUAUUUUAAUGGCAAUUUGCAUAUAAAGCAUAAAAAA